AUGGAAGAGCUUAAGCGUUUGAAAGCACAGCUUAUGCAAGUUCAGCAAAAGCAAUCCGCAAACAGACUUACAGACAGAAACAUUGUAGAAAUCGUUAACAAACUAGUAGGAAACUACUCGCUUGAACUUGUAUUUACAUUAUCAGGAAAAGAGUAUUUGACACCGAAAAGGCUAGAACAAGAAAUUGAGCAAGAAGUGAAAAAGCAUGGAAGAAUAAAUCUCAUUGAUAUGCCUGGAAUCCUUAACGUCGGAGUCGAACAAAUUGAAAAGCACGCAAUCAUAGUGGCUGAUAAGACAAGUGAUGUUGAAUUUAUCUUAUCUUAUCUUAAUUAUUUAUAACGUUUUACGUCCACUGCGGGUUAGCCGUUUCCAGAGCUGCCACCAUAUUUAUCCACGUGUCGGGCCCAUGGACCUCUGGAUCGACCCACUUCGAUUCGCCAAGGCACCGGUAAGUACGGCGUUCCGGCUUCGACGGGCUUCUCUGCCGCCACGGCUUUAUUCUGACUCAGCUCCUGCGCGUGUUCCGCUUAAGGGUCCACCUCCUUCGGUGUGCUGAGGGGCAAAGACCUGAGCCUCUUGAUCGUACUGAGGAGCAGUUCCUUUGGUUAUCCCCAAAGUUAAACCGCUGUUGCUGUGCAGAAGUUCUCUAGGUAAUACCCAACCCCAUAAAUAAAAUUGCUUGAGAGAGAGAAAAUUAGCGGAGCUAAUUUCACUUGAAGCGAAAGCCAUUUAUUUAUGAUGUUGAAUUUAUCAAUGGACAAUUGAUAGCAAAUAACUAUUUAGAUAUGAUUGCUCAAGAAAUAAAUGAAACUUUAGAAGAGACUGGACAGCUGCCUUUAAGUGAUUUGACUUAUAAAUACUCUUUGCCUAUGCAAUAUCUAAAAGACAGAAUUGAAGCAAGGAUCGGAACAAUUAUAUAUGGCCACUUCAAGCAGAACAAUGUAUUAUUCACAGAUGUUUAUGUGCAGAGGCAUUUAGCAAAAUUAAGGGGGUUUCUAAGAGGCUGUGAAAAGCCAACAGAACUUAAAAAUUUUGAUCAAAGUUUGGUGCCUAAUCAAGUUAAGGACCUAAUAAGUAACAAAGAGAUUGCAGGAAGCUACCAAAAUGGGACUUUUACACCUUCUGUCUAUUUGGAUAACAUUAAAAAAGAAAUCGAAGAUUUUUUUGCUUUAAAUUCAUACUUGCCUUAUGAUUUCGUGAAAAAAAUAAUGAAUAUUACUUCUACUCCUGCCUUAAAAAACUGAAUAAAUAAAGAAAUUGGAGGCGGAAUUCACCUAGAAAACAGCUAUGCCAAGUCAGAGUUUAUUGAAAAACUAAGAGGUGAAGUCAAAGAGGCACUUGAACAGCACUCUCUUAUAAAUGUAAAUACUGAUCUUAAUUUACCCACAUGCAUUGAGCAGGAAGAUUUAGAGAGUUUGGUUGAAGAAGGAAACACAGUUGCAGGCUAUUAUAUUUGCAAUGAAAACUGCAUAAAAAAAGCACUUGACUUAUUCAAAAACAAAAUAAGCUUAACUGCAGAAGAGACAAAAUCUAACGCAAAAGGGAAAAAGUCAGGGACACCUACAAUACCAAAGCAAGAGAUUCUCAACACUUUAGCCAAAGCAAGAUUUCAGAAUGCAGAUGAAGAGUUCUUGGAAUCCUUGUCAGAAAUUCUUUAUCCCAAAAUAAGCAGACUGAUUGUUGAACAAUUUGAGCAAAGAAGCCAAACUGCAGAUCUUGACAGUCCUUCAAUUGUCCAAGAAAUUAACUAUCUUAUGGUUUGCUGCAAAUCACUUGGAGGUUUGAGUAAGAAGUAUACAAAUUUAAAGCCACUAAAAGCGCAUCUGACUAAAACUAUUGUGAAUAAAGUUUUCAACCAGCUUUUAGAAAUUCAGCUCAAAAACCAAGGAUUUGGAUCUAUUUCUGUAAAUUCAAAUAACAGACAAGCUAUGAUUGAGAGACUCCCUGAAUAUUUAAGGGAAAUUUUAAAUAAGCUUGUGGCAAAGAUGUCAUCAAAGGAUCCAGAAGGCUUUAUAGCCGAGCUGCUUGAUAACAUCAAAGAUAUACCUGUAGUGAGCGUUAAGCAAGUUGAUAAAAAAACAGAAAGAUUGAUAACACAUAAGAUAAAGCAGGAUUUGAAGAGUAGGCUUGAUGAAUGCUUGAAUGAAAAUAAGUAUGGGGAAAUCGUGUAUUUUGCAAUGAAACUUAAAAUUGCAAACUUUUUUGCAAUUGAUGUCCCGUUUGAAGAUUGGGCACUUACUCCUCUUUUAAAUUGGAACAAAAAUAUUAUAAAAUUUCUAUUUUUGGAAAUUUAAACCUCCUUAAAAUAAAACAAAUUUUUCAAUGGAAAAUUUUAUAGGUGAAAUCAUAAUUUUUAAAAGAACUUUCACCUAAUCUAAUGAAAUGAGCGCAAUUAUAAUGCUAUUUUAACAGUUUGCACAAUAAUAUGAUUAAUUUUUAAAUGAAUAUUUCACAACAAUAAAUCUUUAAAACUAUUGCAUUUUAUAUAUUUUAAAAAUUUUUUUUAUUAUGAAAUUAAAUUUAAUAUUUUUUUUCUAAAAUAAAAUAACACUUUAAAUUGGAGCGGAAUUAUUGCCCAAUUUUUAAAGGGAGGAGUUAGGAUUUUGACUGAAAUUUAUGAAGUAACUAUAGGGAAUGAUGAAGCUGUUCAGUGCUUCAGGUUUAUUAUCGAUAACUUCAAAAAUGAAGACCCAGAAAUGCACGAAAGGAUCGAAAAUAUGCUGAGAGACAUACGAAGCCAAUUGUCAGGCUAA
Blepharisma stoltei is the source of this 2753-nucleotide messenger RNA. The record is from the annotation of a GenBank genome assembly. Lineage: Eukaryota; Ciliophora; Heterotrichea; Heterotrichida; Blepharismidae.